Messenger RNA from Drosophila eugracilis, 1641 nucleotides. It is a transcript of the gene Coq2, whose product is annotated as 4-hydroxybenzoate polyprenyltransferase, mitochondrial. The transcript has 3 exons. Bases 98 to 1276 code for a protein of 392 amino acids. The record is from RefSeq and is a predicted model, not a curated record. Lineage: Eukaryota; Metazoa; Arthropoda; Insecta; Diptera; Drosophilidae. Gene Ontology annotation, biological process: ubiquinone biosynthetic process. Gene Ontology annotation, cellular component: mitochondrial inner membrane.
UCUGUUCUCACCACCUGGUGGCAACCCUUUGACAUUCCCAACCAGGUUCCAACCAAAAUUCUUGCCAUUAUUUCGUAUUAUUGCAAGGUUAAUUGCAAUGUUUGCGCUACGACACCUGAGACUGCAGAGCGCGAGACACUUUCGCAGCUCUUAUGCGGUGGUGGCAACAACAAAACACAUGCUGCCCCGGCAACCAGCGCGUGUUCUGGUUGGGGAUUUGUGUAACUGGGAUAGGCCAAAGAGCCACGAAAUAUACUCCAGAUCUUCAAGUACCUCCACCGUGCCUGCGAGGCAAAAAACACCCGUGGAGGAACUCCUGGCAGCCGCCAAACCAUAUGCUCAACUAAUGCGAAUCGACCGGCCCAUCGGCACCUAUCUCCUUUUUUGGCCCUGUGCCUGGAGCAUAGCCCUGAGUGCGGAUGCUGGAUGCUGGCCAGAUCUUACUAUGCUGGGGUUGUUUGGCACAGGAGCGCUAAUUAUGCGCGGUGCCGGCUGCACCAUUAAUGAUCUCUGGGACAAGGACAUCGACGCUAAAGUGGAACGUACAAAGACGCGACCUUUGGCUUCCGGUCAGAUCAGCCAGUUCGAUGCCAUAGUAUUUCUAUCAGCCCAGCUUAGUUUGGGUCUUCUGGUACUAGUCCAGCUCAACUGGCAGUCCAUAUUGUUGGGGGCCAGUUCGUUGGGUCUGGUGAUCACGUAUCCCCUCAUGAAGAGAGUCACCUACUGGCCUCAGCUGGUUCUGGGAAUGGCCUUCAAUUGGGGAGCCCUUCUGGGCUGGUGUGCUACUCAGGGCAGCGUCAAUCUGGCCGCCUGCCUGCCGCUCUACCUCUCCGGCGUUUGCUGGACCAUAGUUUACGACACGAUAUAUGCCCACCAGGACAAGCUGGAUGACCUGCAGAUAGGGGUCAAGUCAACUGCCUUGCGAUUUGGUGAGAAUACCAAAGUUUGGCUAUCUGGAUUUACGGCUGCCAUGCUCACGGGUCUCUCAGCCGCUGGCUGGGCCUGCGAUCAAACGGUUCCUUACUAUGCCGCUGUGGGAAUAGUUGGAGCUCAUCUAGUACAGCAGAUCUACUCCCUCAACAUUGACAACCCCAGUGACUGUGCAAAGAAGUUUAUAUCGAACCAUCAAGUAGGACUCAUUCUCUUCCUCGGCAUUGUCCUGGGCACCCUCCUGAAAUCAGACGAAACUAAGAAAAAGCGUCAAGCCACACUGACGACUACGGCGGCCAGCUCCUACGUUCCAACGCUGCCGCAGAAGCCAGAGGUUAUAAGCUGAGCUAAUUUUGACCAACAAAAAUAGUAGUGUUAAUUAAUGUUUAUAGCGCGCUUUUUUAUUCGCCAAAACCAAAGUCUUUAGGUAUCUGAUUAGGUAAAACCGUGUACAUAUGCUUAUGACAAUUUUUAGUUUAUUUGCAUUAUUUUAAGUAAAAAAGAUUGCCAAGUGCAGAACUCACUUAAACAUCAAUUAACUUUUAAUUGUAAGUACCCGCCUUGACGUAGCUCUUACGUAAAACAACCAUCUCCGAAACCCCCUUUCCCUAAUUUCUAAAACAAACUGGUUUCUGUAUUAAAUUCUUAUGUGUUAUUUAUUAUUAUACAGAUUUUGGUUGUCUAUCGAAAGCCAAAUACUCUUCAAAUGUA